Messenger RNA from Moneuplotes crassus, 630 nucleotides. Lineage: Eukaryota; Ciliophora; Spirotrichea; Euplotida; Euplotidae. The record is from the annotation of a GenBank genome assembly.
AUGCGAACUUGAUAUAAUGAAAACUUGGAACCUUCCAAUGUUGAAGAAUGAGAAGAUGGCAAUAGCAUUAAUGGGGAUGGACGAAAUGAAGGGUGCAUGUUUGAAACAAAUUCAUGCUCCCUAAAUCCUAUUGAUUGUUUUAACACGAAUUGAGGAGAUAGGAUAAGAGGCUUGCUUGAGCAAUGAGACGAUGGAAACAACAAUAGUUCAGAUAGUUGUGCAUCAGAUUGAGCACAAGAGUCUUACUGGACUUGUCAAAGAGAAAACACUACACACCCUGAUCAAUGCAUUGAAAACUGUAGAAAUGGAAGAAGAUUUAAUUCUUUAUCUACAUACUGUGAUGAUAGCAAUAAUAUACCCGGAGAUGAAUGAUCAUCCAUUUGAACAGUAGAAUCUGGCAAUAUUUGAUCCGGAGGAUCUUCAGCAGACAAAGAUAUCUGAGAAAAGUAUUGAGGAAAUGGAAAAAUUCAUUUAGAUGAAGUUUGCGAUGAUUGAAAUUUUGAUUCAAAAGAUCGAUGAAAUUCAGAAUGAAGUGUUGAAGAUGGCUGGAUAUGUAAUGGAGGGAGUCAAAAUUCUUCAAGCAUUUGCAGGCUGAAGUGAACAGUAAAUAUUGAGAGAUUUGCGAUUUAG